GAAUGGUAACCCUGCACAGUUCUUUUGUGAAUUCGUCGUCAAAAUAAAGAGGGCAAAAAUUCUUGAAAUAUUGAAAAAUUUCAAAAAUGGCAGACUCAGAUGUAGCGGACCUGGAUUUAACAAUCGAUAAUUUAGUUCCAAAGAGUCCUGAAAGGGUGGCCGAAGAAAAGAAAGAAAGUGGUAAUCAUUUGUAUAAAUUCAAAAAUUACAAGGGUGCCCUGGCUAUGUAUGAUGAAGCUAUUCAGCUUUGCCCAGACAAUGCAGCAUAUUAUGGAAACAGAUCUGCAUGCUACAUGAUGCUUGGCAUGUACAAGAAGGCCCUGGAAGAUGCUCAAAAAGCAGUCGCAUUGGAUUCCACAUUCACAAAAGGCUACAUUCGCAUGGCUAAAUGCUGCAUUGCAAUCGGUGAUCUGUUGGGCGGCGAUCAGGCUGUAAGACGCGCUAGCGAGCUUGGCGGCGUGGACUGCGCUGCAGGCGAGCGCCGAGCUCUCGAGACCCUGCGCAAGCUGCACGAAGAUGCUCAACGCGCUAUGGAGGCCCAGGAUUACCGCCGCGUCGUCUUCUGCAUGGACCGCUGUCUUGAUUACAGCCCCUCUUGCUCUAAGGCGAAGCUCACAAAAGCUGAAUGCUUAGCCAUGCUCGGGCGCUGCCAAGAGGCACAGGAAAUUGCCAAUGAUUCACUUAGAUUUGACAGUUUUGAUACUGAGGCUAUUUACGUUCGUGGUCUCUGCCUGUAUUUCGAGGAUAAAGAUGAACAAGCAUUCAAGCAUUUCCAACAAGUUUUACGUCUUGCCCCAGACCAUAAAAAAGCUAUUGAAACUUACAAAAAAGCGAAGCUACUUAAACAAAAGAAAGAAGAAGGAAAUGAAGCAUUCAAAAUGGGACGGUGGCAACAAGCCCUAAGUCUUUAUAACGAAGCAUUGACGAUUGAUAAAAAUAAUAAGAUUGUAAAUGCUAAAUUGUACUUCAACAAGGCUACAGUAUGUGCUAAGCUGAAUCAGAUCAAGGAGGCCGCUGAAGCUUGUACAGCUGCCCUCGAACUAGACGAAAACUACAUGAAGGCUUUACUUCGACGCGCCAAGUGUUACACCGAACUUGGCGAUUACGAGGAGGCCGUCAAAGAUUACGAAAAGCUGUACAAGAUUGACAAGAGCAAGGAAAACAAGCAACUGUUACAUGAAGCUAAAAUAGCACUAAAGAAAUCUAAACGCAAGGACUACUACAAAAUACUUGGAAUUGAAAAAACUGCUUCUGAAGAUGAAAUUAAAAAAGCUUAUAGGAAGCGCGCCCUGGUGCACCACCCGGACCGGCACGCGGGCGCGCCCGACACGGAGCGGCGCGAGCAGGAGCGCCGCUUCAAGGAGGUCGGCGAGGCCUACGGCGUGCUCAGCGACCCCAAGAAGCGCGCGCGCUAUGACCACGGACAGGACCUCGAUGACGACGGCGCAGGCAUGGCAGACAUCGACCCGAACGUAGUAUUCCAAACCUUCUUCAAUCGUGGAGGACAGCAUUUCGAUUUCCACUCAGGUGGAGGAUUCCCAGGAACUGCUUUCAGCUUUCAGUUUGGCUAAUUUUCACAUUUCCGUUAAAUAAAACCAUAAUUUUGACAAUCAACCAUGUUAUGCAUAAAUUAAUUCGUAUUGUACUUUAUAGAUUUAAAAAAUAUAGUUUUAGCUGAAAUAGCGAACAUGUACACGCUGACUUUACAGUGGCCUGACAAACGAGGCAGUAAAUUAUGACAGUAAUCUUUUUGCAAUGGAAAGCGUACUUAUUCGCAACGUUAGUAUUUUAAUCAAGCACUUGGCUAGUUGAAUCCCAUUAGUCCUAACAGUAUUCAGCUAGUAAAAUGUCCCAUGCACAUAAGCUCAGCUACAUCUGCAACAUCCAUUAUCUGAGUGAUUUUUUUUUAGGAUUUUUUUAGUCUAUAUACUACACUACGAUUUAAAUUAUUUUAACAUGUGAUUUAUACAGUUCUUAUGUAUAGUUCCGCGCCGAUCUUAACACAUCAAGGUGACUAGUAAGUUCACAAAUUACAACCGUGAUUUGCUAAAAAAUAUUCACUUAAUUGCCUUUAACAGUUUGCGCAUACAGGGAACUGCCCAUAAUCCGGGAAUAAUAUUAUAAAGAUUGUUUCUUUUUGCGGCUGUGUGAAAUAUGAUAGUUCGUUGUGGUUCCCGAAACCAGGCUAUCAUUAGAAUAAACACAUAACAAUGACUGUUUGUCGUCUAUUUGGUUUCUUUGUUAGGCUGGCAAGCAGCGGAUCGUCGACCUUUCAACUGUCGAACUUAUAGGCUAAUAUUUUUUGCAAUAAUGAUGCUACAUAUUUUAAAUUUAUUCCUUAUUAAUCCACAGCAUGUUCCGUUUGUUAGACCACUAACAUAGUUGCGUCAAGUGGCGUGUAUACAUCAUUCCACAAAUAUUAAUAUGUAAUGUUUUUGAAAGAGUGUUUGAAAAUUGGCAAAAAUAAUUGUUUUAUUUCACACCAUAAACAAUAAAAAAGUGCUCCCUUAAAAAUAUAUUGUUACCCUAUGCCAUGCAAAAUCACAACGAAGUAUGAACAAGUGGAGGUUGAGCACAUGACUUCUAACUUCAUGACUGAACUAUCUAACUGCUGUUUGUUCAGAAACUUUAGUACCUAAUUAUUAUAAUAAUGACUGAUUUGGUUAAGUAAUUUUUGAUUUUUAGCCCCACAUACAGAGCUAUGUGAACUUGCUUUAUGCAAUUUAAUAAUGGAUAAAACUUUGAAAUAACUUUUAAUAACCUCGGGUUUUUAAUAAAAUGCUCUGCCCGAGGUUAUGAAACGGACUUUUUACAAACGACCAUAAUAUACAAUUAACUUUUUAACCCCGUUAAUCCUAAGUAAUGUUAAUCUGCCAAACAUUCAUUAAAUAAUAGCUGAACCGCUACCUAUGUAUUCAAAUUCUGAGCUGAAAUUAAUUAUUGAUUGUAACCUAUUUCUGUUGGAUUGGAAAACAACUCUUAAAGUCAUUUGCUUCCUAAUAAGUGAAAAGUUAUAACUGAUAUGUAAUGAAUUUAAAAGUAUGUCGUUUAUGAUUAAUACAUAGGUACCCAUUUCAAAAUAACUACCCUAUAUUUACUCAUUACAAUGUAUAAUAAAAAAAAUGGGAAGCAUUAUAUUAAACUGAAAUAUUUUUGUUUUAAAUUGUUUGCUUAAAGUUGGGUAUUUUGUGUUCAAUCAUAAAGUAGAAUAAAUAGUUAUAGUUUAUUACUAAAAAUGAUCAGAUAAUUAUAUGUGUAUAUAUACAUAGAUUCAAAAAUAUAGAUAAUAAUCAAGGUCAUUAACAGUGGUUUUAAUUUGGAGCCAGGUACUGACCGGGUGCAUUACCAUAACCUACCCACGAUAAUCAAGUGGAAUACUUAAUAAUGAGCACGGUCCAACUCGAUAUUAUUUCCUUAAAAACUGGGCCAAUAUCCUCAAAAAUAAUCAAUUCGUAAUUAAAAAAAUACGAUACUACCAAGAUGAUCAAAUAAGUUUUUUCUUGUGCUCGGCAUGUAAAUAGAUCUAGGAUCGAAUGCGCGCUGUAAUCGUAGUUGCAAACUAACUUCUUCUUUGAAACCAUACCUACCCAUUCAUAGCUAACUUUACUAGCAGUGUUUCCAGUCAGUACUUGCCUUAAUAAUGUGAAACUCAAAUAUUGUUGCAUGGAAAUAAAAAUCCUCGAUAACUGA
Trichoplusia ni (cabbage looper) is the source of this 3690-nucleotide messenger RNA. RefSeq names its product dnaJ homolog subfamily C member 7 (gene Tpr2). Lineage: Eukaryota; Metazoa; Arthropoda; Insecta; Lepidoptera; Noctuidae. The transcript has 8 exons. The coding region runs from base 87 to 1571 and encodes 494 amino acids. The record is from RefSeq and is a predicted model, not a curated record. Gene Ontology annotation, molecular function: protein binding.